Messenger RNA from Dioscorea cayenensis subsp. rotundata (Guinea yam), 4727 nucleotides. RefSeq names its product probable histidine kinase 5. Lineage: Eukaryota; Viridiplantae; Streptophyta; Magnoliopsida; Dioscoreales; Dioscoreaceae. Gene Ontology annotation, molecular function: phosphorelay sensor kinase activity. Gene Ontology annotation, biological process: phosphorelay signal transduction system; phosphorylation. The transcript has 14 exons. The coding region runs from base 436 to 4170 and encodes 1244 amino acids. The record is from RefSeq and is a predicted model, not a curated record.
AAUUGUUUUUCAUUUAAAGUAGGAAAAUAAAGGAGACAUCUAUAUAUGUUUUCCUUUUAUCUUGCUUUUGAUACUGUGGUCAAUGAUUCCAGCCCUGAUUGAGAAAAAAACCAACUUGUUACUGGGUUUUUCUACAUUGAGGUUCCGAAAAGGUGUGAUCUUGAUGAGGUUUUUGGGGUGUUCAGGCACAUAGAGAUGCAAUUCUGGAGAAACUCUUGAGAUGAAAAUCCCGGCUUUUUUCCACGGUCUGAGACUCUAUUGAAAUUCCUGAGAUCUCUGGACUGGGUUCUCUCCAAAAAAGGUGUGGUCUUGAUGGGAUUUCAAACUGGGGACAGGUAAAGGAAGGGGAAAGAGAAGGUAUGGUGAUGAUAAAUCUCAGGCAAGUUGAAGUUGAAGUUGAAGUUGAAGUUGGCUUCUUGAGUUCUUAUCCUCUUCAUGAGUUUUUCGGCCGUUUCAGAACUCUUUGGGAGGAUUCGAAGGUGGGCUCUUGUUAGGAUGGGUUGGAAGAGGAGUGCGGUCAAGAAAUGUGAGGCUUGCGGCAAGUGGAGGGCUAGAUUCAUGCUUCUCUGGGUGUUGAGUGGUGUUAUUGGAUCCAUUUGGUUUUCCUGUGGUUUGGUAGAGUAUGGCGUUUGGAAGAGAAGGGAGGGUGUGAUUAGAAAAAGCUCAUGGGAUGAGAAAGCUCAGGUCUUGGGAGAGCAGUUCAAUCUCAGCAUGGCCCAACUUCAGGCCCUGGCCUUUCUUUUAUCAUCCGCGGAUCAGAGAACACUAUCUGAAUGUAUAGUGAAUACAUUAUCUGAAAGGCGACUCGGUAAUGGCCUCUCUCAUGCUCUGAAUGUUCUGUUCUCCAAAGGGGAGAAUUCCCAACAUCAGCAAGCAUUGGUGAGAGAAAAGAUAGACCUUCAUGAGAAAUGUCCUAUUCCUGAUGUUGACGUGCUAGAGCAGACCAAGCACUCAUCGGUAGAACAAUGGGAAAUGCCAUUUGCUUUCUACAAAGAUUUUGUGCCAAAACCCAAGAAUUUCCUCAAUCAAGAGGGCAAUGAAAACAAACAGACAAGGGACAUGGCAUCUAGCAAGACUCUGCAUUAUGAGUGGUUUACAAAUCUUUUGUCAAAGAUAUUUUGGUGGAUUUUGGUAGGAAUGGUUGUUGGCUGUAAAGGUUUCGCUCUUUCUGGAGAAUUAUGGAAGAAACAAGAUCAGCAAGUUAAACAACCGUCACAAUUGCAAAAGCAGCAAUACCAGCCUCAAAAUUCUAAGGGUGGUGGAAGGUGGAGGAAGAAGCUGCUCUUUCUAGGAGUUGUUCUUGGAAUUUUGGUCUCCAUAUGGAUAUUUUUGAGCAUGAAUGCAAAUAUCAUCUCAAGGAGGAAGGAGACUCUAGAGAACAUGUGUGAUGAGAGAGCACGGAUGUUGCAAGAACAGUUCAAUGUGAGCAUGAACCACGUGAAUGCAUUGGCCAUUUUAGUCUCGACGUUUCACCAUGGCAAGAACCCUUCCGCCAUUGACCAGAAAACAUUUGCAGAGUUUACAGCAAGAACAGCGUUUGAAAGGCCAUUAAUGAGUGGUGUUGCCUAUGCUUUGAGAGUACCACACUCACAAAGGGAGCAAUUUGAAAAACAACAUGGAUGGAGGAUAAAGAAGAUGGAGACAGAGGAUCAGUCUCCUGUUCAGGAUGAAUACAUACCUGAAAAGCUUGACCCUUCACCUGUUCAAGAUGAAUAUGCACCAGUUAUAUUCUCACAGGAAACUGUGUCUCACAUCGUGUCUGUUGAUAUGAUGUCCGGGAAGGAAGAUCGUGAGAAUAUAUUGCGUGCAAGAGCGACAGGGAAGGGGGUUCUGACUUCCCCCUUUCCCCUUUUGAAAUCCAAUCAUAUUGGUGUGGUUCUUACUUUUGCGGUUUAUAAUGCUGAUCUUCCUGCUGAUGCUACACAAGAAAUGCGGAUUAAUGCAACUGAAGGGUAUCUUGGUGCAUCCUUUGAUGUGCCAUCUUUGGUGGAGAAGCUUCUUCAACAGCUUGCCAGCAAACAAAAGAUCAUCGUUAAUGUCUAUGACACAACCAACUCAUCAGGACCUAUUAGGAUGUAUGGUCCUACUUCUUCUAGUACUAGUGAGAUGCAUGUCAGCAAUUUGGACUUCGGAGAUCCCUUCCGGAGGCACGAAAUGCAUUGCAGAUUCAAGCAAGAGCCGCCACCACCUUGGUCAGCAAUAACGACAUCUCUUGGGGUUGCAGUGAUUGUCUUGCUUGUUGGUCAUAUAUUUCAUGCAGCCAUAAACCGAAUUGAAAAAGUUGAAGAUGAUUAUCGUGCAAUGAGAGAUCUAAAAGGUCGAGCUGAGGCUGCUGAUGUUGCAAAGUCCCGGUUUCUGGCCACAGUUUCACAUGAAAUCCGAACUCCGAUGAAUGGUGUCUUAGGAAUGUUACAGAUGCUGAUGGAUACCGAUCUGGAUGCGACUCAACUAGAUUAUGCAAUGACUGCACAAUCUAGUGGGAAAGUUCUUAUAUCUCUUAUUAAUGAGGUUCUCGACCAGGCUAAGAUAGAAUCAGGGAGACUUGAGCUAGAGGCUGUCCCUUUUGAUGUUCGUGGUGUUCUCGACAACGUGCUACCAAUUUUCUCUGAUAAGUCACAGCCCAAAGGCAUUGAGAUGGCCGUGUAUAUUUCAGAUCGGGUUCCAGAGGUUCUUAUUGGCGAUCCUGGGCGUUUCAGACAGAUCAUUACAAAUUUGGUUGGAAAUUCAGUAAAGUUUACAGAAGAAGGGCAUAUCUUUGUAUCAGUGCAUUUGGUGGAGGAAGUGAAGAAUUCAUCUGAUGUUAGCAACAAAGCUCUAAACCAAAUACCUGAGCUACUGAGGAGUGACACAGACGUAUCACGCAUGAGUCUUAGCGGGUUUCAAGUAGUUGACAGAUGGAAGAGCUGGGAAAACUUUAAAGCAUUCAAAUUUCCAAGUGAAGCUACCGAUGCGGUCAACUUGCUUGUGACAGUUGAGGACACUGGUGUAGGAAUUCCGGAAGAUGCUCAGGGCCGUAUAUUCAUGCCAUUCAUGCAAGCUGACAGUUCAACCUCCAGGACAUAUGGUGGUACCGGUAUAGGUUUAAGCAUAAGCAAAUGUUUGGUAGACCUGAUGGGUGGAGAGAUUGGGUUUGUGAGUCGCCCUGGCAUUGGAAGCACUUUUGCAUUCACUGCUGCUUUCCAAGAAGGAUCGAGGAGUUCAGUGGAUAUGAAGAGGCACCAACCUGAUUCAAUCACAUCAGAAUUCCGAGGAAUGAGAGGACUGGUUGUUGACAGAAGAUGCAUACGGGCCGAAGUUGCGAAAUAUCAUUUGCAAAGACUAGGGAUGCAUGUUGACAUCGCAAAUAAUGAAAAAGCAGCAAUUUCGUCCAUAAUAGAUAGUUGUAGGUCAAGUGGAUCAGGGCGUUUGGACAUGGUUUUGGUGGACAAAGAAGCUUGGGGUGAGGCGUCUGGUAUGGCAUUUCCUGACUCCUUGAUAGAGCUCAGACAAAAUGGUAGAUUAAAACAUCCUGAGCAUCUCCCGAAGAUGGUUUUGUUGGCAACUUCCAUGAGUUCAACUGAGGCUAAUGAGCUAAAGGCAGCCGGAUAUGUAGAUAGUAUAAUAAAACCACUUCGCCUUAAUAUGAUGUCUGCUUGCCUCCGAAAAGCUCUAGGUGUAGGUAACAAACAGCAAAAAGACAAAGAACAACUAACAAUCCUUCAAAGUUUGUUGAAUGGGAAGAAGAUAUUGGUUGUGGAUGAUAAUGUAGUCAACCGCAAGGUUGCCGAGGGUGCUUUGAAGAAAUACGGAGCUAUUGUAACAUGUGCUGACAGUGGCAAAGCUGCUUUGGAAUAUCUGAAGCCUCCGCAUGAGUUUGAUGCUUGCUUUAUGGAUGUGCAAAUGCCGGAGAUGGAUGGCUUUGAAGCAACAAGAAAAAUCCGCAACAUGGAAAAUGAUGUCAAUGACUUGAUUAAGUCUGGCAGGGCAUCAGCCGAGAAGUUUGGAAAUGUAGCUCAUUGGCACAUACCCAUAUUGGCCAUGACAGCAGAUGUUUUUCAAGCGACACAUGACGAAUGUGUUCGGUGCGGCAUGGAUGAUUUCGUCUCCAAACCAUUUGAGGAAGAACAGCUCUACUCAGCUGUAGCUUAUUUCUUCGAGCCCGAUUCUGAACAAGCCGACCCAAAUUUGUAGAAAGCUAACGUUUGCCUUAAAUGGAUUGUUUGACUGACUGAAUCAGGUGCAAGGCUAUAUGACCAAGCGUGCCGAAAGACAAGCUUCAGAGUGGGUUCCUAAGUUCUAAAUUCUACUUAUAGAACUGCCCUCUUAACAGGUUGUUAGCAUUGCAGUUGCAGAUGGUCUUGAAUCCAGAAACCAGACAAUUCCCGAGCACGGCAUUCUCAUUUGUUUUCAAGAAGCAAAGUUAAGAUAGAGCUUGAAUACUGCACCAAAUGAACCUUGUACAUCACUUCCGAGUCGACAGCUGAUCAUGGAUGAUGCCAGGCUUAUAGUCAUUUUUGUCGAUAUUGUUUAAUUGAUCUUGAUUUGUUGAAACUUAUUCAGGGACUAUAGAUGCACAAAUAGCUUAGUUUUAGUAGGUACCAGAUGAGAUUGAACUUUGUUGCUCAAGGUAUUGAUUCUCUUGGUAAUUGUAAUAUAUGAUAAAUGUCAAAUUUGUUAUUCAUUGUGACUCAUAAAAUUGACUCUUGUGUAAUAAUAAACAGCAGAGCUUUAUAUAUGAAAAGAAUUCU